This is a messenger RNA of Aegilops tauschii subsp. strangulata, 1032 nucleotides long. Its product is annotated as protein FAR1-RELATED SEQUENCE 5-like. Lineage: Eukaryota; Viridiplantae; Streptophyta; Magnoliopsida; Poales; Poaceae. Gene Ontology annotation, biological process: regulation of DNA-templated transcription. Gene Ontology annotation, molecular function: zinc ion binding. The record is from RefSeq and is a predicted model, not a curated record.
AUGAGUGGUCAAGCACCUGACAACAUCAUAACUGACCAAGAUAUUGCAAUGGCUGAAUCGAUUAAGAACAUUUUCCCUGGAACUGUGCAUCGGCGAUGUCAUUGGCACAUCAUGAAAAAAGCUCAAGAGAAGCUCGGGUCAAUGUUGGGCAGGAACCCUGGAUUGUCAAAGGAUUUCAACACAUGUGUAGACUUUAGCUUCACACCGGAAGAAUUUGAGGCAAAAUGGGCUGCUCUAAUGAUGAAAUAUCAGGCUGCUAUUGGCACACACUUUGACAAACUCUACGAGUACCGUGCAACAUGGGUGCCGUGCUACUUCAAGCACCGGUUCUACCCAUUCCUACAAUCGACACAAAGAAGCGAGGGGUUCAAUGCUGUGCUGAAGCGGUAUGUGAACCCACAUGGCUCUAUCCUAAACUUUGUGAAGCAGUAUGAAAAGAUUCAAACACAUGUGCUUGUGCGGGAGGGUGUGCAAGAUUAUAGGAUAGAGCACUUGCAAACUGAUUUGUGGUCACCUUUCCCCAUUGAGAAGCAGGCGUACGAAACAUACAGUAGAGACUUGUACAAAAAGUUUCGUAAUGAGUUUGAAAUGAUUGGGAGGUACAAUGUACGUCCCCGGGGUGCACAUUUAUAUGAGCUUGAACCUAAUCAGGAAUGGGUUGCUAAGUAUGGGGACAGGCACUACUUUGUGUCAGUUGAAAGUGAUGCAGGCAACUACACUUGCGAGUGCUGCAAGAUGGACAGAGAUGGUAUCCUCUGCUGCCAUAUCUUGAAGGUAUUUACCCACCUUGGAGUGGAUGAAAUACCACCGCAAUACAUUCUUAAGAGGUGGACUCCCCUAGCAGUUCCUGAUGCGCCCCCCGCUGUCCAAGAACAAGCAGAUGAAAUGCCCCCUUUGUCAAAGAAGCAAAUGCGACAUACAAACCUGCAGAUGGAUUUUGCAAGCUUGGCCAAAGUUGCCUGUGCAUCCGAUGCUGCGGCAGAAGUUCUGAAGAAGCAUAUGCGUGCGGCUCGGACAGAGCUUACACGCUAA